AUGGCGGAUCGCGGAUCUUUCGGAUUUGCCCCUCGAUUAGAUAUCGAGCAGUUGCUAUCAGAAGCACAACACAGGUGGCUGAGGCCUGCUGAGAUCUGUGAGAUUCUUCGGAACCAUCAGAAGUUUCAUAUUGCGUCAGAGCCUCCCAACCGACCACCCAGUGGUUCGCUCUUUCUCUUUGAUAGGAAGGUGCUCAGAUAUUUUAGGAAAGAUGGGCACAGCUGGAGGAAGAAGAAAGAUGGUAAAACGGUGAAAGAGGCUCACGAAAAGCUGAAGGUUGGAAGCAUUGAUGUGUUACAUUGUUACUAUGCACAUGGGGAAGAUAACGAGAAUUUCCAGAGGCGUUGCUACUGGAUGCUUGAACAUGAUCUGAUGCAUAUUGUUUUCGUUCACUACUUGGAGGUUAAGGGUAACCGGAUGAGUUCCGGUGGAAUUAAAGAAAACAAUUCAAAUUCUCUAAGUGGCACCACUUCUGUGAAUAAAGAUUCAACAGCAACCCCAUCCAACACAUUUUCACCACUAUGUGAAGAUGCUGAUUCUGGGGAUAGUCGUCAAGCAAGGUCCAGUUUGCAAGCUAAUUCUGAACCUCAAACUGUUUCUCCUCAGAUAAGACAUCAGCAGAAUGCUAGCACAAUAAAUUCUUGUAAUCCAACCACUAUUUUGGGAAAUCGAGAUAGUUGGACACCAGCUCCUGGCAUUGGAAUUGUUUCGCAGAUUCAUGGGAAUAGAGUAAAAGAAAGUGACUCCCAAAGAUCAGUUGAUGUCCCAGCAUGGGAUGCUUCCUUUGGGAAUUCAUUUGCAAGAUACCAGAAUGUACCUUAUAAUUCUCAGUUGACUCAGACACAGCCUUCUGGUCCUGGAUUAAUGCCCGUGGUAGGGAAUACAGCGAAAGGUUCUCUGCUAACAGCAGAGCAUCUCAGAAAUCCUCUUCAAAACCAAGUAAAUUGGCAGAUUCCAGUUCAGGAAAGCUUGCCAUUGCAAAAAUGGCCCAUGGAUUCUCAUUCUGGAAUUACUGAUGGUACUGAUCUGGACUUACUUGGGAAAAGAGCACAUGAAAAUUUUGGGACAUUUUCCAGUCUUCUUGGCAGUCAAAACCAGCAGCCUAUUGAGGGUAGUUUUCAAGCUCCCUUUGCAAGUAUUGAAGCAGCAUAUAUACCUAAAUUAGGCCCUGAGGAUCUGAUAUAUGAAGCAAGUGCAAACCAAACACUACCUCUAAGGAAAUCAUUGUUAAAGAAAGAGGAUAGUUUGAAAAAGGUUGACAGUUUUUCUCGAUGGGUUAGUAACGAACUUAGCGAGAUGGAGGACUUGCAGAUGCAGUCUUCAUCUGGAGGUAUUGCGUGGACCACUGUUGAAACUGCAGCAGCUGCAUCUUCCUUAAGCCCUUCCCUAUCCGAGGAUCAGCGCUUCACCAUAAUCGACUUUUGGCCCAAAUGGACUCAGACAGACUCAGAAAUUACGGUCAUGGUUAUUGGCACAUUUCUUUUGAGUCCUAAGGAAGUAACUAGCUAUAGCUGGUCAUGCAUGUUUGGAGAAGUGGAGGUUCCUGCUGAGAUUUUAGUAGAUGGUGUUCUUUGCUGUCAUGCUCCGCCGCAUGAAGUCGGUCAAGUCCCGUUCUAUGUUACAUGUUCCGACAGAUUUUCUUGCAGCGAAGUACGAGAGUUUGAUUUCCUUCCUGGGUCUACCAAAAAGUUGAAUACUGCGGACAUAUACGGUGCCUUUACAAGUGAAGCAGCACUUCAUUUGAGGUUUGAAAAUCUGCUGGCUCGCAUAUCUCCUGUUCAGGAACAUCAUAUAUUUGAAGAUGUUGGGGAGAAACGAAGAAAAAUCAGUAGGAUAAUGUUGCUAAAAGAUGAAAAGGAGUCGCUCCUCCCAGGGACAAGUGAGAAAGAUUUGACGGAGCUUGAAGAAAAAGAGCGACUUAUUAGGGAAGAGUUUGAAGAUAAAUUAUAUGCAUGGCUUAUACAUAAGGUGACUGAAGAGGGCAAGGGUCCAAAUAUACUAGAUGAAGAAGGACAGGGUAUUCUACACCUUGCUGCAGCGCUUGGGUAUGAUUGGGCUAUAAAACCAACUUUGGCAGCAGGAGUUAGCAUCAACUUCCGCGAUGCAAAUGGGUGGUCUGCUCUUCAUUGGGCUGCAUUCAGUGGCAGGGAGGAUACUGUUGCUGUACUUGUCUCUCUGGGUGCUGAUGCUGGAGCAUUGACGGACCCAUCGCCAGAGCUUCCUUUGGGUAAAACAGCUGCGGAUUUGGCUUAUGGAAAUGGACACAGGGGAAUUUCCGGUUUCCUUGCAGAGUCUUCGCUCACUAGCUACCUCGAGAAGCUAACAGUGGACGCCAAGGAAAACAGCUCCGUGGACUCCUCUAGAGCAAAAGCUGUCCAAACAGUAGCUGAGCGUACCGCUACUCCUAUGAGUUAUGGGGAUGUGCCAGAAACACUGUCGAUGAAGGAUUCACUCACUGCUGUCUUAAAUGCCACACAAGCAGCUGAUCGUCUUCACCAAGUGUUCAGGAUGCAGUCAUUCCAGCGGAAACAGCUAUCUGAGUUCGGUGACAACAACGAGUUUGGUAUAUCCGACGAGUUAGCUGUUUCUUUCGCAGCUGCAAAGACUAAGAAGCCAGGACACAAUAAUGGUGCUGUUCACGCCGCUGCAGUUCACAUUCAGAAAAAAUAUCGUGGUUGGAAGAAGAGAAAAGAGUUCCUUUUGAUCCGACAAAGAAUCGUCAAGAUCCAGGCUCAUGUGAGAGGACAUCAAGUCCGGAAACAAUACCGAGCCAUUAUUUGGUCGGUAGGGUUACUCGAGAAAAUCAUCCUGCGUUGGAGGCGUAAAGGCAGUGGCCUACGCGGUUUCAAACGCGAUGCAGUCGUCAAGGCACCGGAACCUGUAAGUGCUCCCCCACAAGAAGAUGACUAUGAUUUUCUCAAGGAAGGAAGGAAGCAAACCGAGGAAAGGCUUCAAAAGGCUCUCACCCGAGUGAAGUCUAUGGCUCAAUAUCCAGAAGCACGGGCUCAAUACCGUAGGCUAUUGACUGUCGUUGAGGGCUUCCGCGAGAACGAGGCCUCUUCUAGCUCAGCUAUGAACAACAAUAAAAAUACAGAGGAAGCUGCGAAUUACAACGAGGAAGACGAUCUAAUCGACAUUGAUUCUCUUUUAGAUAAUGACACUUUCAUGUCUCUUGCAUUUGAAUGA
Microthlaspi erraticum is the source of this 3186-nucleotide messenger RNA. NCBI's taxonomy places the organism in Eukaryota, Viridiplantae, Streptophyta, Magnoliopsida, Brassicales, Brassicaceae. The record is from the annotation of a GenBank genome assembly.